This is a messenger RNA of Drosophila serrata, 1695 nucleotides long. RefSeq lists its product as uncharacterized. The record is from RefSeq and is a predicted model, not a curated record. NCBI's taxonomy places the organism in Eukaryota, Metazoa, Arthropoda, Insecta, Diptera, Drosophilidae.
UAUUACUCCAACUUCACAACGUAAAGCAUCCCAAAUAGUGUACGCAUAACAGUACACAUAUAAAAGGAAAUAUAUCCGAUAAAUAAAUAUAUAUAUUUUUUGAAAUAAAUAAUAAUAAAGAAGAAUUCAACAUGUCUUCAAGCAACAUCAGGACUCUCCGCAACAGUGGAAAUAUUUCCCGAUACGAAAUCGUUGCCUGGAUCAACAAGAACCUCCAGCAUAGUGAAGUAAGGCACGUCGAGGAUCUGUGCACCGGAGUUGCCUACUGCCGGAUGAUGAGUCAGAUCUGCCCCAGUUGCAUCAACCUGAAGCAGGUGAAGAUGAUGCCCACGGGGAAGAAUGACUACGAGGACAAUCUGUGCCUCCUGCAGGAUGCCUUUGAAUACAUGGACAUCAAGCAGCUGGUGCCCAUCGAUUACCUCAUCCAGGGUCGAUUCAAGCAUAAUUUCGAGUUCAUUAAGACGUUCAAAGAAAUCUAUGAAGCGAAGAUUAAGCAAGCGGAAAAGAAGAAAAUUGCGAAGCCCAUUAAGCCCAAGACAUCGCGUAUUUCAGCCAACAGGAAGAAUUUGACCGAGACAAAGUCCUCCUUGGUCGAAAUUGCAGACAAGGAGGAGAAUAAGAAAGUGCAAGAUGUUCCCGAAGAAGACCCAAUGCCAAUGGAACCGGAAGUACCAAUGAAGGUGUCACGUCUUUUAUGCAAGAUGAAACCUACGAUCAAAGCAAAGCUACUGGAAAACACUCAGUUCUUGGAUGAAACUUUAAAUAAGAAGGAAGAUCCUAAAUCGGAGAGAAAAGUGCAAGAUGUUCCCGAAGAAGUCCCAAUGCAAGUGGAACCGGAAAAGCCUAUAAAGGUGUCACGUUUAUUGUGCAAGAUGAAGCCUGCGAUCAAAACAAAAUUACAGGAUAACACACAGUUCUUAGAUGAAUUUUCAAAUAAGAAGGAAGACUGUAAAUCGGAUAAGAAAGUGCAAGAUGUUCUCGAAGAAGACCCAAUGCCAAUAAAACAAGAAGUGCCUAUAAAGGUGUCACGUUUAUUGUGCAAGAUGAAGCCUACGAUCAAAGCAAAGCUUCAGGAUAACACUCAGUUCUUGGAUGAAAUUUCAUAUAAGAAGGAAGAUCCUAAAUCGGAGAUGAAAGUGCAAGAUAUUCUCGAUGAACACCGGAUAAUGAUGAACCUGGAAAUGCAAGAGGAACCGGAAAUACCACUAAACUUGUCGAGCCUUUUAACCAAGAGGAAACCUUCGAUCAAAUUAAAGCCUCAAGGUGAAACAACGACCAAAGUAACAGACAAGGCAAGAAAAGUAGAAUUCAAUACGAGGCAGGAAGUGCAGUAUUAUUACAACGACGAUUUCAUGAUGGAUUCAGAAUCAAACUCGGAGGAAAUACAGAGCAACGAAAUACAGGAUAAUGAAGUUUUCAUGAUCUCUUCGUUUGGGCAAACUUAUGAAUUAAAAAGGGACAUUCUUCAAUUUUCGGAUGCGCCGGGAUUAUUGGAAUCCCCUUACUAUUACUACUUCAGUCCAGGAUGGAAAGGACGACGAUGGCGUUCAGAGGGAUUUCUACUUGCCACCCAUCUAAGUCCCUCAUAACAAUUUCUCAAUACUUUAUAUUUUUUAUAAAUGAACAAAAUUAGUCAUCGAUCGUGAAAGGCAAAUUAGGAAUAGCAAAAAGGGGCCUUCAAUAAAAAUAUUCGUU